This is a messenger RNA of Tachysurus vachellii, 510 nucleotides long. RefSeq names its product C-type lectin domain family 4 member E-like. The record is from RefSeq and is a predicted model, not a curated record. The transcript is spliced from 4 exons. Lineage: Eukaryota; Metazoa; Chordata; Actinopteri; Siluriformes; Bagridae. Bases 126 to 470 code for a protein of 114 amino acids.
CCACGUUCAGUUGGUGUCUUUUUAUUGUCAAGUAACACCAGGAGAUAGAUGUUAGUAAAAUAUAAUUCCACUCACACUGAACUGGAAACAGAGUCAGAGAUUACUGUGUGGAGAAAGGAGGCCACAUGGUGAUUAUAACCAGCCAAACUGAACAGGACUUUUUAUUCUCAAAAAAAAUUAAAAAACACUGGAUUGGAUUGAAUGACUUGAAGACUGAGGGUCAGUGGAUGUGGGUGAACAACCAGCCCUUAAAUGAGACGGGUGUAACGUUCUGGUUUAGUUCUCCAGGGGGAGCAAAUGAGCCUGAUAACUGGACAAAGAUGGACCCUUCUGGAGAGAAUUGUGCUGCUCUGGGGGAUGCAAAUGCGAUGCAAAACAGUCUGCUGUGUAGGACUUCUCUUCAUCAUUUAGGCCCUCCAUUGUCUCCCAGACAAACAGCAGUAAUUAAUCACUGUGUUUCGAGGCAAUAGUAAUAGAUGUUAUAAAAUAAAUUACUUCUACAUGUGUUUC